Molecule: messenger RNA, 630 nt
Organism: Rotaria sp. Silwood1
Lineage: Eukaryota; Metazoa; Rotifera; Eurotatoria; Philodinida; Philodinidae
Source: the annotation of a GenBank genome assembly
AUGGAGGAAGUAUGGAAACGUUGUGCUUAUCUUUACACAUUGGAAAGUUUCCUGUACAAAACAUUGAAUGCAGCGAUGAGAUUAGUAGGAGACAAAGAACAUGAACAAGUAUGGCGAAGUAAAGUCCGUACAUUAGGUCCAUUUUGUUUAUUACUCUGGGAUGAUCCAUUUAAUCAAAAAGUGACCGUCAAAAAGACACUUUAUCGAGGAGCCGAAUUGACGAAGGAACAGAUCGCUGUUUAUGAAGAAAUGGCCAAAGAUGACAGAGCAUUUGGAUCAUUUCAAGCGUAUACAUCUUGUAGUCGUAAUCGUAAAAAAGCAGAAGAAUUCGGAAAUACAUUAUUCAUCAUGGAAGUAAUGUAUGCCUUUAUUGCCGAUCUUAGUCCAUUAUCCGAGUAUUCCGAAGAAGAAGAAGAACUUAUUACACCAGGUGUUUGUUUUCGGGUUAAAAGCGUUGAAAUCAAUUGCGAGACAAAGAAACAUUUGAUCCACUUGCUACUACAACAACGAUUUUCACGUAAGCAAGAAAAAUGUUGUUCUAAUCACUUUUAUAAUAUGAGAAUACCAUUUCAUAAAAUUCUAUUCUCAUUGCAUAUGUCACAUAAAGAUUACAGUAAUUGGCAAAAGUAA